Orycteropus afer afer is the source of this 4082-nucleotide messenger RNA. The record is from RefSeq and is a predicted model, not a curated record. Lineage: Eukaryota; Metazoa; Chordata; Mammalia; Tubulidentata; Orycteropodidae.
AUGGCGGCGUCCCGGGACGCGGCGGCCGAGCUGCUCUUCUACGUGAACGGCAGCAAGGUGAUAGAAAAGAAUGCUGACCCUGAAAUGAUGCUGUUACCAUACCUGAGGAAGAAGCUCCGAUUUACAGGAACUAAGUAUGGCUGUGGAGGAGGAGGCUGUGGUGCCUGUACAGUAAUGAUAUCACGAUACAACCCCAUCACCAAGAGGAUAAGACACUAUCCAGCCAAUGCCUGUCUGAUUCCCAUAUGUUCUCUGUAUGGUGCUGCCGUCACCACAGUAGAAGGCCUGGGAAGCACCAGCAGCAGGAUUCAUCCUGUUCAGGAGAGAAUCGCCAAGUGUCAUGGUACCCAGUGUGGAUUCUGCACCCCGGGGAUGGUAAUGUCCAUCUAUGCUCUACUGAGGAACCACCCAGAGCCCUCGCUGGAUCAGUUAACCGAUGCCCUUAGUGGUAACCUGUGCCGCUGCACUGGAUACAGGCCCAUAAUAGAUGCUUGCAAGACUUUCUGUAAAAGUACUGGCUGCUGUCAAAGUAAAGAAAAUGGAGUUUGCUGUUUGGAUCAAGAAAUAAAUGAAUUACCUGAAUUUGAGGAAGGGAGAAAGGCAAGUCAAACACUCUUCUCAGAAGAGGAGUUCCUGCCAUUGGACCCAACCCAGGAAUUGAUAUUUCCUCCUGAGCUAAUGAUGAUAGCUGAGAAACAACCACAAAGGACCAGGGUUUUUGGUGGAGAGAGAAUGACAUGGAUCUCCCCAGUGACCCUGAAGGAACUUCUGGAAGCUAAAGUCAAGUAUCCUCAGGCUCCCGUUGUGAUGGGGAACACCUCUGUGGGACCUGAAGUGAAAUUUAAAGGCAUCUUUCACCCAAUUAUUAUUUCUCCUGAUGGAAUUGAAGAACUGAGUGUUAUGAAACAUACAUAUAAUGGGCUGACCUUAGGUGCCGGCCUCAGUCUGGCUCAGGUGAAGGACAUCCUGGCUGAUGUGAUACAGAAGGUUCCAAAGGAGAAGACACAGCUGUAUCAGGCUCUCUUGAAGCAUUUGGAAACUCUGGCUGGGUCACAGAUCAGAAACAUGGCUUCUUUAGGAGGCCACAUCAUGAGCAGACAUCUAGAUUCAGAUCUGAAUCCCCUCUUGGCUGUGGGCAAUUGUACCCUCAACGUACUGUCAGAAGAAGGAGAACGGCAGAUUCCUUUAAAUGAGCAAUUUCUCAGAAAGUGCUCCAAUGCGGAUCUUAACCCUGAAGAAAUCUUGGUCUCAGUGAACAUCCCUUACUCCAGGAAGUGGGAAUUCAUAUCUGCCUUCCGACAAGCUCAGCGGCAACAGAAUGCACUAGCGAUAGUCAAUUCGGGGAUGAGAGUCUUUUUUGGAGACAGGGAUGGCAUCAUUAGAGAAUUAUCCAUCUCCUAUGGAGGCGUUGGUCCAACCACCAUCUGUGCAAAGAAUUCCUGUCAGAAACUCAUUGGAAGGCCCUGGAAUGAAGAGAUGCUGGGUGCAGCUUGCCGGCUGAUUCUGGACGAAGUCUCCCUCCCAGGCUCGGCGCAGGGUGGGAAGGUGGAAUUCAAGCGGACUCUUAUUAUCAGCUUCCUCUUCAAGUUUUACCUGGAAGUGUCACAGAUUUUGAAGAGAAUGGAUCCUGUUCAUUAUCCUAGCCUUCAAGACAAGUAUGAAAGUGCUUUAGAAGAUCUCCAUUCCAGACAUCACUGGAGUUUAUUCAAGUUCCAGAGUGUGGACCCAAGGCAACUUCCUCAAGACCCAGUUGGCCAUCCCAUCAUGCAUCUGUCUGGUAUUAAGCAUGCCACAGGCGAAGCCAUCUACUGUGAUGACAUGCCGGCAGUGGACCAGGAACUGUUCUUGACUUUCGUAACAAGUUCAAGAGCUCAUGCUAAGAUUAUGUCUAUUGAUGUAUCAGAAGCUUGCAACCUGCCAGGUGUGGUGGAUGUCGUGACCGCAGAACACCUUCAUGAUGUAAACUCCUUCUGCCUUUUAACCGAACCUGAGAAACUUCUGGCAACAGAUGAAGUAUUUUGUGUGGGUCAGCUUAUCUGCGCUGUGAUUGCGGAUUCUGAGGUCCAGGCAAAGCGAGCCGCUAAGCAAGUGAAGAUUGUCUACAAAGAUUUGGAGCCACUGAUCCUAACAAUUGAGGAGGCUGUACAACACAAUUCCUUUUUCAAGCCAGAAAGGAAACUGGAAUAUGGAAAUGUUGAUGAAGUGUUUAAAGUCGUUGAUCAAAUUCUUGAAGGUGAGAUACAUAUGGGAGGUCAAGAACAUUUUUAUAUGGAAACCCAAAGCAUGCUUGCGGUUCCCAAAGGAGAGGAUCAAGAAAUGGAUGUCUACGUCUCUACACAGUUUCCCAAAUACAUUCAGGAUAUAGUUGCCUCAACCUUGAAGAUCCCAGCUAACAAAGUCAUGUGCCACGUGAGGCGUGUUGGUGGGGCGUUUGGGGGAAAGGUGACCAAAACUGGCAACUUGGCAGCCAUCACGGCAUUUGCUGCAAAUAAACUCGGUCGUGCAGUCCGUUGCAUUCUGGAACGAGGAGAAGACAUGUUAAUAACAGGCGGGCGCCACCCUUACCUUGGAAAGUACAAAGUUGGAUUCAUGAAUGAUGGCAGAAUCUUGGCCCUGGAUGUGGUGCAUUAUAGCAAUGGAGGAGCCUCCUUGGAUGAGUCAUUAUUUGUGAUAGAAAUGGGAAUUUUGAAAAUGGACAAUGCUUACAAGUUUCCCAACCUGCGCUGCCGGGCCCGGGCAUGCCGAACCAACCUUCCAUCCAACACAGCUUUGCGUGGGUUUGGCUUUCCUCAGGUGGGACUGAUUACUGAAUCCUGCAUCACAGAAGUGGCAGCCAAAUGUGGUUUGUCCCCUGAGAAGGUCCGAACAAUAAAUAUGUACAAAGAAAUUGAUCAAACACCCUACAAACAAGAGAUUGAUGCUAAGAACCUGAUCCAGUGUUGGAGGGAAUGUAUGUCCAUGUCUUCUUUCUCCCUGAGGAAAGGGGCUGUGGAAAAAUUCAAUGCAGAGAAUUAUUGGAAGAAGAAAGGACUGGCCAUCGUCCCUCUAAAAUUUCCUGUUGGUGUGGGGUCACUUGCUGAUGGUCAGGCUGCUGCACUCGUUCACAUUUACCUAGAUGGGUCUGUGCUGGUGACUCAUGGUGGAAUUGAAAUGGGGCAAGGGGUCCACACUAAAAUGAUUCAGGUGGUCAGUCGUGAAUUAAGGAUGCCAAUGUCAAAUGUUCACUUGCGUGGAACAAGCACAGAAACCAUCCCUAAUACAAAUGCCUCUGGAGGGUCAGUGGUGGCAGAUCUCAACGGGUUGGCAGUGAAGGAUGCUUGUCAAACUCUUCUAAAACGCCUUGAACCCAUCAUCAGCAAGAAUCCUCGAGGCACUUGGAAGGAUUGGGCACAAUCUGCUUUUGAUGAAAGCAUUAGCCUUUCGGCCACUGGCUACUUCAGGGGUUAUGAGUCAAACAUGGACUGGGAGAAAGGCAAAGGUCGUCCCUUCGAAUAUUUUGUGUACGGAGCUGCCUGUUCCGAGGUUGAAAUAGAUUGCUUGACGGGUGAUCAUAAGAACAUCAGAACAGACAUUGUCAUGGAUGUUGGCUGCAGUAUAAAUCCAGCCCUUGACAUAGGCCAGAUUGAAGGAGCAUUUAUUCAAGGCAUGGGACUUUAUACAAUAGAGGAACUGAAUUAUUCUCCUCAGGGUGUCCUGUACACACGUGGUCCAAACCAAUAUAAAAUCCCUGCUAUCUGUGACAUCCCCACAGAGUUGCACAUUUCUUUGUUGCCUCCAUCUCAAAACUCAAAUACCCUGUAUUCAUCUAAGGGUCUGGGAGAGUCUGGGCUAUUCCUAGGAUGUUCUGUGUUUUUUGCCAUCCACGAUGCAGUGGGUGCAGCACGACGGGAGAGAGGCCUGUUUGGACCAUCGAAGCUCAGUAGUCCACUGACCCCAGAGAAGAUUAGAAUGGCCUGUGAGGACAAGUUCACACAAAUGAUCCCAAGGGAUGAACCUGGAUCCUAUGUUCCUUGGAAUAUACCUGUGUGAAUCCAGUGUAAACUUCGAGAGAAAAUGGGGUGAUUCUUCCGACAUAGCAAACU